Messenger RNA from Drosophila willistoni, 1780 nucleotides. It is a transcript of the gene BHD, whose product is annotated as folliculin. The record is from RefSeq and is a predicted model, not a curated record. Gene Ontology annotation, molecular function: GTPase activator activity. The transcript has 4 exons. Gene Ontology annotation, biological process: negative regulation of transcription by RNA polymerase II; positive regulation of GTPase activity; positive regulation of TORC1 signaling. Lineage: Eukaryota; Metazoa; Arthropoda; Insecta; Diptera; Drosophilidae. Gene Ontology annotation, cellular component: cytosol. Bases 165 to 1637 code for a protein of 490 amino acids.
UGACUGUUUGGAAAACAAAAAGUUUCAUAGUGGUUAUUUUGCAAAAUGCUGUUUUUGCAAAAACAAUAACAGCGAAAUUUGUGUGGCUCCUGUUGAUUCCACUAAAUACUGCAGUUAUUGCCUUGCCUAACUAGACAUAUCCUUUCAAAUAAAAUCAAACCCCAAUGAAUGCCGUGAUAGCUCUUUGUCAUUUCUGCGAGGCCCAUGGCCCCUGCGCCUUAUUCUGCACUCAAACCCUGCGAGACACGAAAAUCGACGAUUUGCAGCUCGAGCAGCAGCAGCAACAACAAACAAAAUUGACAUGCUCAGCCUGCAAUUCGAUGGGACGGCACAACUUCAAUGCCAUCUACAGCACCGAUACGGAAAGUGGAGCCACAUUUAUGAGCACACGAGUCCCAGUGUUACCCGAAGUGUUCACUCUGGUCAAUCAGGCAGCUGUUCUGAGUCUCAGCAAUGAAAUAGAUACCAACAAAGCCCUUCCACAGCAGCAACAGAAUCAAAAAACAACAACCGGCCAGACAACAACCAAGGAUAAGGACGGUGAAUUUGUAUUUUUUGGCGAUUCGACCCGCGGGCAUAUACUAAGUCAUAAGUUUCGUGUAAGCGAUCUAAAGGCUCGAGGAUCCUUUCAGCUUUUUUCCAUUAUAGUUUUAAUGAAGGAUAAAUAUUUUCUAUUAAAUACAAAACCAUUUCUGGCCGAACACCUAAAGAAAGUGUCAUCGGAGUUGCAAGCGGGCGCCUUAAGAACCAAAGAGGCCGAGGAAAUCAACUAUUCAACGGCUAGACAAAGGCGGCUUUCAGGCCAACAGUUUCUUACACACUCGUAUCGCUCCUUACCGGAACUUACGGGGGAGGAUAAUAUAUUUCCCCAAUUACAUUCACAUUUUGCCUGGCUUUUGCUGGCUGGUUCGCGUUUCCUUACCGAACAUGUAACGUUUGGUAAUCUGCCCUGGCUGCCACCGCAAAGCAGUGGUCGUCCACCAGCACAGAGACUGACAUAUAACAGCUCAACGUUGCCUAUGAUUCAGAAAUAUGAAGAGUCCAUAGAUGAUCCCGAGCAGGAGGAGUUCUUCUCUUUGCGUCAUUUGAAAAAAGUUUUACGCAAGGAGGAAUUCGCUAUGGUUUGCUAUUGUGCCUUAACCGGGAUAAAGAUAAUUGUUCGAGGCUCCCCGGAACGCACAUUUCGGUUUAUGGUUUGCCUAAAGAAACUCUUGCCUGAAGCCAUGCACAAUCUCAUACGUAUCGAUGCCCAGCAUCAACACUCGAUUAGCUCAGAAUAUAAAAUUAUAUCCGUAUCAAAUGACAUAGCAGUGCCCAUAGCCAGUACUGGAGUAUUUCGCAUCGAUUUUCUUGAUCGGCAUGUCAACGGUCAUGAAGUUUCAGUCAAGUGGCCUGCUGAAUUGCCUAGAAAAUUGCCCGAUCUCAUGGUCAAGCUACUGAAGGCGGUUGAAGAAAAAAUCUUUACUGAGCUGGUCCUAAACAAACAGACUAAAGUUUUAAUUGAAGAGUGGAAGAACAAAGUAAUUUGCCUGAAUCAUGCCAAAUCCUCCAGCGUGCAACUCAAAUUAAAAAAGGUUUUGGGUGUACAACCGCAGGAUCAGCCUUUGAUCAAUUAUUGGAGCACACAUUUGCAUUGAUCCUAUACUAGGAUUAAGGCACCUUUUUUUAAUGUAUUAAUAAUAGAAUAUCUUGUACAUAAUUAUACUUUACUUUAUGGUACGUGCCUACAUAGAUCUUGGUUGGUUCGUGUUUCGUAUAAUAAAAUUAUUUUUAAUUGAAA